AUGGAAGUCGUCCGGUGCAGGCCCUUGAGGCAACCUAUCAUGCUGGCCAAACUGCCUGCUGAGGUUUUGUGGAUGAUCAUAUCCCCUCUUCGAUCUCGCGAUAUCUCUGCGUGCACGCGUACCUGCUUGCAGCUUCGAUGGAUCCUCACGCCUUUUCUCUACCGUCACGUCGGGAUGAGAUGGGAUAACAACGGCAAAGGCAGAUGCCCUGCAAGCCAUCGCCUGCUGGUAGCUCUGCUGGAGAAGCCCCAUCUAGGGGCCUUGGUGCAGAAUCUCCGAUUCGAAUGCUGGAUUAGCGAGAACGAGCUGUCGAGCCCCUUCAGGUGGAAAUGGAAAACUUCCCGCCCGCUGCAAAGAGUCAAUAUUCGAGCGCUAGCAGAAGGGCUCUUCUCUACGAUCAUGACCCAUGACAUUCGCCUGUUAUUGUCUACAUACCUGACGUUCAGCAAGAAUAUGACUAACCUUUCGCUUGAUGUCAUGCUCACAGACACAAAAUCUUUCCGGGAGCUUUGCAAGGACAUUCAGUUUCAUCUUGAGCAUCAGACUCCCGACUACCCCCUUCGCACGUUGCGCAGCUUCACGUGUCUUCUGACCAGGAGUCGGAAAGGCCCCCAUGGAUCGAUCAUCCGUCUCUCUCCUCGGUGUAAAGAUGACCUCCAUCAGAUUUCGACGAUGUUCUACCUUCCGCGCAUCGAAAUUAUUCACACCGUACUUCUCAACUCGGUGCGUUUUUGCUGGCCGAUACCCAGGUCUCCCCUAGCCACCAAACUUACUGUCCUACGUCUCAUCCCCACUGACAUGACCCCAACUGACCUGGCUAUGGUACUUUCAACCACGCCUAAUCUCCAGGAGCUCUGCUACUGUUUUGCAGAUACCUGCUUCUACGGUCGGCCGCAGUUCCUCCGGUAUGAUAUUGACCAACUGUGUCGAGCCCUCUCACACCUUAAACACUCCCUCAGGAUCCUAUGUCUCGUUGUGCAUGAUUUGCGGUGGAGAUGCCCCAUUCGUUGGAAAGGAUCCUUCAAAGGCACUCUCGGCUCACUGGCGAAUCAUCGCAAGCUGGAAUCGCUAACCAUUCCGUUCAUCCUCCUUUUUGGAUGGGAGGCUCCGCCACCACAGACAACGCUACAGAAAUUGCCCCAGUCGCUGCGUGAGCUUCAUCUUCGAGAUGACUGUGCUGAGUUAAGCCACUACCGGUGGGGACCCCGACUCUGCCUUGAGAGGAUUGAUGAUUUUCUGGGCCACCAUCGUCCCAACAGUCUGGAGAUGGUGAGCCUGACUGUCAACAAAAGGCCGCGACCCAAGAGAUACGAAUGGACCCGCGCGACUAAGAGCCUGUUUGUUCAGCUGUGUAUGAGGCACUCGCUGAGGACGGCCUGCAACACCGAAUCCAAUAUUAUUGCCAGUCUGUGGUGUGAGUGGGCCAAAGACGAGUAG
Molecule: messenger RNA, 1437 nt
Organism: Penicillium riverlandense
Lineage: Eukaryota; Fungi; Ascomycota; Eurotiomycetes; Eurotiales; Aspergillaceae
Exons: 1
Coding region: 1-1437 (478 amino acids)
Molecular function (GO): protein binding
Source: RefSeq, a predicted model, not a curated record